AUGGAGAAGGAAGAUAAUUUUGCUGUAAAACAGAUCGAUAUGACUGCGACACGGAGCAAACUUGACGGACUUAUGGGCAGCUUUACAACUUUUGAUGACGCUAUGCGCAUCGGAACACGACAACGACGAGAAAAAAAUGAAAAUCGGCUAGCAGAAAUGCGACUAGAAAUGAAUCGUCUAGAACAGAAACUUGAGGCAGAGAUCAAAAAGCGGAUUGAGAUGACCAAGUCGCUGCAGAACUACUGUGACGAGCAAUUAGCGCAGAUGACAAAAUUGUUUCAAAGUUUGCUCAAUGAUCGCGCAAAGCAAGUUCACGAUCGACUCGGCAUUCUUACUCAAGAAAUAAAUAGCCUUCAGGCGCUUGUGGCUAAAGAGAAACAAGAAAUCCCAGUCACGAUCGAAAACAAAUCAAAUGAACUUACGAAAAAGCUUGCGGUAUUUAUGGAUUCAUUUGAGGUCGAGCGGCAACGAAUCGCAACUCAGGAAACAAUUAUUUUGAAGCGCUUGGAUGAUCACGAGCAUGUGACAGCAAAACGUUUGGAGAGUGAAAGGCACGAUCGCGAAAAACAGUACUCUGAUUUAAAAAUUGCACUAGACACUUACACUUCUACUCGGACACGUGGAGACGAAAGGUUUAACGCUUUCAUGCAGAGGGAAGUCGCAAAAAUUCAAAAUGCGUUGGUCUCAGAAGCUCAGGCUCGGGAACGCGAAGAUGAUGAAAUUGUGGAGGCGCUUAAUCGCUACACCGCCAAACUACAGGACAGUCUCAAGGCUAUCACAAGUCCAGACGCUUAG
Plasmopara halstedii is the source of this 795-nucleotide messenger RNA. Its product is annotated as filament assembling. The transcript has 4 exons. Lineage: Eukaryota; Oomycota; Peronosporomycetes; Peronosporales; Peronosporaceae. The record is from RefSeq and is a predicted model, not a curated record. Bases 1 to 795 code for a protein of 264 amino acids. Gene Ontology annotation, molecular function: structural constituent of cytoskeleton.